This is a messenger RNA of Xyrauchen texanus (razorback sucker), 6626 nucleotides long. Its product is annotated as neurexin-3b. The transcript has 19 exons. The coding region runs from base 1 to 4953 and encodes 1650 amino acids. NCBI's taxonomy places the organism in Eukaryota, Metazoa, Chordata, Actinopteri, Cypriniformes, Catostomidae. The record is from RefSeq and is a predicted model, not a curated record.
AUGCCUCACCUUUGCCGGCCCCAUUGUGUACUAUUGCUGCUCAGCACCUUCUUGAGUCUCGGUUUGGGCCUGGAGUUCACAGGCUCUGAGGGCCAGUGGGCACGUUAUCUUCGCUGGGAUGCCAGCACCAAAAGUGACCUCAGUUUUCAGUUCAAAACCACUAUAUCAAACGCUCUGGUUCUCUACUUUGACGAUGGAGGAUACUGCGACUUUCUGCUCCUGACCAUUGAGGAAGGCAAGCUGAAGUUGCAUUUCAGUGUGGACUGUGCAGAAACCACGAUAACCUCCGACAAGAUGGUCAAUGACAGUCGCUGGCACUUUGCCACCAUCAGCAGGCACAACUUGCGUACCGUGCUGGCACUGGAUGGAGAGUCCAAAGUAGAUGAGGUGAGACCGCAAAGGCAGUUCAUGAAGAUCGUCAGCGACCUGUAUCUUGGAGGAGUGCCUCAAGACAUUCGGACAUCUGCCUUAACGCUACCGGGGGUUAAGGAGAUGGCACCAUUCAAGGGGAUUAUUACAGAUCUGGGUUACGGGAAUCAGGUUCCCACACGCCUUGGGAGCCAAAAAGUUAGGUUGGAGAUGGAAGGCUUGUGUAUGGAGAACCCUUGUGAAAAUGGAGGCAGCUGCAUCAUGGCUGACGGUGAACUUUACUGUGACUGCUCCAAAACAGGAUAUGUAGGUCGUUACUGUAAUGAAGCUGUCAACAAAACUCCUGGGUUUGCACAUAUGGUGAAGUCUCCACAAGCACGAGAGGAGAAUGUGGCGACGUUCAGGGGUUCGGAGUUCUUCUGCUACGACUUGUCACAGAAUCCCAUCCAGAGCAGCAGCGAUGAGAUAACAUUGUCCUUUAAGACCUGGCAACGCAACGGUCUCAUUCUCCACACAGGCAAGUCGGCUGACUACGUUAACCUAGCACUGAAGGAUGGUGCCGUUUCGCUGGUCAUCAACCUGGGCUCUGGAGCUUUCGAGGCCAUCGUUGAGCCUGUCAAUGGAAAGUUCAAUGACAAUGCCUGGCAUGACAUCAAAGUGACACGCAACCUGAGACAGGUCACUAUAUCGGUGGAUGGUAUACUGACCACCACAGGAUACACACAGGAGGAUUACACAAUGCUGGGCUCUGAUGACUUUUUCUAUGUGGGGGGAAGCCCGAGCACAGCCGACCUGCCUGGAUCUCCAGUCAGCAAUAAUUUCAUGGGUUGCCUGAAAGAGGUGGUCUACAAAAACAAUGACAUUCGACUGGAACUCUCUCGCUUGGCCCGCAUUGCAGACCCUAAAAUGAAACUACAGGGGGACGUGGUGUUUAAAUGUGAGAAUGUGCCCACCCUUGACCCAAUCUCUUUUGAGACAGCAGAGUCCUUCCUCAGUCUUCCCAAGUGGAACACCAAGCGAGUGGGCUCCAUCUCCUUUGACUUCCGAACUUCAGAGCCCAACGGAUUAAUCCUCUUCACUCAAGGUAAGCCCCAGGACAAGAAGGACUCUCACAAUCAGCGGAGCAACAAAGUGGACUUCUUCGCUGUAGAACUUCUAGAUGGAAACCUAUAUCUUCUGCUGGACAUGGGAUCAGGAACCAUCAAAGUCAAAGCCACACAGAGCAAAGUCAACGACGGAGUCUGGCAUCACGUGGACAUCCAGAGAGAUGGACGAUCAGGGAUCAUCUCUGUGAACAGCCACCGAACUCCCUUCACAGCCAGCGGAGAGAAUGAGAUUCUAGACCUGGAGGGUGACCUGUAUCUCGGAGGUCUCCCCGACAACCGGGUCGGCCUGGUUCUUCCUACCGAACUGUGGACUGCUAUGCUGAACUAUGGCUACGUGGGCUGCAUCCGUGAUCUCUUCAUCGAUGGACGCAGUAAAGACAUCAAGCAGAUCGCAGAGGCCCAGAAUAGUGAUGGGAUCAAGUCGUCCUGCAGCAAAGUCACAGGCAAACAGUGCGAUAGCAACCCCUGCAAAAAUAACGGCAUCUGCAAGGAGGGGUGGAACCGCUUCAUCUGUGACUGCACUGGGACAGGCUACUGGGACAGUACCUGCGAGAGAGAAGCGUCUAUCCUGAGCUAUGACGGCAGUAUGUAUAUGAAGGUGGUGAUGCCUACAGUCAUACAUACAGAAGCAGAGGACGUCUCUCUUCGCUUUAUGUCCCAGCGUGCAUUUGGCCUGUUGAUGGCUGCCACAUCACGUGAGUCUGCUGACACACUGCGACUAGAGCUGGACAGCGGCCGUGUCAAACUGAUCGUCAACUUAGACUGUGGCAGGAUAAACUGUAAUGCCAGUAAAGGACCAGAGACAUUGUACGCUGGGCAAAAGCUGAACGACAAUGACUGGCACUCAGUCAAAGUGACACGGCGUGGUAAAAACCUCAAACUCAUGGUGGAUGAUGAUGUAGCUGAAGGUCAGGUGAAUGGUGACCACACUCGUUUGGAGUUCAGUAACGUCGAGACUGGUAUCCUGACCGAACGGCGUUUUGCCUCCUUGGCUCCAUCUAACUUCAUUGGUCACCUUCAGGGCCUGAAGUUCAACGGCCUGCUUUACAUCGACAUGUGCAAGAAUGGUGACAUUGAAUUCUGUGAGCUCAAUGCUCGCUUAGGCAUGCGCUCCAUCGUGGCCGAUCCAGUCACCUUCAAGACUAAAGGAAGCUACCUUGGUCUGGCUACACUUCAGGCAUAUAGCACCAUGCACCUGUUCUUCCAGUUCAAAACCACCUCUGGAGAUGGCUUCAUACUCUUUAACAGUGGAGAUGGGAAUGAUUUUAUUGCAGUGGAGCUUGUCAAAGGAUAUGUCCACUAUGUGUUUGACCUGGGAAACGGACCGAGUCUUCUGAAGGGAAACAGUGACAGUCCACUCAACGACAACCAGUGGCACAACGUGGUGAUCACUCGUGAUGCCAGCAACACACACAUGCUCAAGGUGGAUGGAAAGUCUGUUAGUCAGGUGGUCAACGGAGCAAAAAAUCUGGAUCUGAAAGGUGAUCUGUUUGUGGCUGGUUUGGGGCCUAACAUGUACCAGAACCUGCCAAAGCUGGUGGUAUCUCGUGAGGGUUUCCAGGGUUGCUUGGCUUCCAUGGAUCUCAACGGCCGUCUGCCUGACCUGAUCAACGACGCUCUAUUCCGCAGCGGGCAGAUUGAACGUGGUUGUGAAGGACCCAGCACCACCUGCCAGGAGGACUCGUGUGCUAACAUGGGCGUGUGCAUCCAGCAGUGGGAGAACUUCACCUGUGACUGCUCCAUGACAUCAUACUCCGGCACACAGUGCAAUGACCCCGGAGCAACGUAUAUCUUUGGAAAAGGUGGAGGACUCAUCAUCUACACGUGGCCCAAUAACGAGAGACCAAGCACCAGAACGGACAGACUGGCGGUGGGCUUCAGCACCACCAUCAAGGACGGGAUUCUGGUCCGCAUUGAUAGCGCCCCCAGACUAGGAGACUACAUCAUGCUCCAUAUCGAGGAAGGAAAAGUUGGCGUAACGUUCAACAUCGGCACGGUGGACAUCAGCGUCAAGGAGUUGAAUACAGAAAUCAAUGAUGGAAAAUAUCACGUAGUACGCUUCACAAGGAAUGGGGGAAACGCCACUUUACAGGUGGACAACUGGCCAAUCACAGAGCAUUUUCCAUCAGGUCGUCAGCUGACCAUUUUUAACACCCAAGCCACCAUCUCAAUAGGCGGUAACAACCGCAAGCGCCCGUAUCAAGGCCAGCUCUCAGGCCUCUAUUACAAUGGCCUGAAGGUUCUCAACAUGGCAGCUGAAGGUCAUGCCAACAUCAAGAUAAAUGGCAGCGUGAGACUGGUAGGUGAUGUGCCCACCAGCAGAAGCCCUUCCCGCACCACCACCUCCAUGCCUCCGGAGAUGUCCACCACCUUUAUCGAGACUACCACCACCCUGUCAACCACCACCACUCGCAAGCAGCGCUCCCCACCCACCAUUAAGACAACGGAUGACAUCGUAUCAUCGGCGGAAUGUUCCAGCGAUGACGAGGACCUGGAAGAGUGUGACGGCGGACACACAGGAGGGGAGUUAGUCAUCCCCAUUUUAGUCGAGGAUCCCAUAGACAUCCCCCCUGUUUUCACUCGAGCCCCUUUCAUCCCCCUCCCCCCAACACUUCACCCCGUCCUCACCAUUAUUGAGACCACUAAAGAGUCCUGGUCAAUUGCUACCGAUGCGGGGGUACCUUGCUUGUCGGACAGAGGCAGCGAUGAUUGUGAUGAUGAUGAUGGUGAUGAUGAUGAUGUUGAUGGCUUGGUGAUUUCGGGGUUUGGCUCUGGGGAGGCCUUCGACACUAGCCUCCCCCCAACUGACGAUGAAGAUUUUUACACCACCUUCUCCCUGGUAACAGAUCAGAUCUUGACCACAUCGACAUACGAAGGUGGCUACAAAGCUCUUGCACCCAAAUGGGAAGUAAAGGACUUUAAGCCAAGCAAGGCCUCUGAGGCGGACAGGACUACGCCCAUCCCGCCUCUGCCUGACCUCCGGAGCUCAGCGGCAUCACCCGGAAUGCCCGAGACCGCUCCCAAAAUCCCAGCCGGGAAAAUGAACAACCGCGAGAUCAAACCCCAACCAGACAUAGUGCUGCUACCACUUCCCACGUCUUACGACACAGAUGGCACCAAACCGAGGGGACCGUACAUCACCCAGCCCAUGUUACGUGCCAUCCCCAGUGCCCUGCCCACUAUUCCAGGUAUCAGGAGAGUGCCUCCUGGUGCCUCGGAGGUUAUACGUGAGUCCAGCAGCACAACAGGCAUGGUGGUCGGUAUAAUCUCUGCUGCUGCCUUGUGCAUCCUCAUACUCCUUUAUGCCAUGUACAAAUACAGAAAUAGGGAUGAGGGCUCCUAUCAGGUUGACGAAACGCGGAACUACAUCAGCAAUUCGGCACAGAACAACGGCACAGUAGUGAAAGACAAACAGCCCAGCAAUAAGGGUGCCGGCAACAAGAGACCAAAAGACAAGGACAAGGAAUACUAUGUAUAAAACAAAAUUCCAUUUAGAGACUGUAAUUUUACAUUGAAAAUCCUUUAAGAACUCAAACACGUUGAGUCUAUAUGAACUGAUUUCCAAGUGUUCUAUGAUUUGAAGCACACUUUAAACGGUAAGCAUAGGGAUAAGGCAAAUAGGACUUUGGGGACCUUGAUACCUUACUCUCUGUCUGGUUGUGGGACAAUGCCAGUGUAAAAUAUCUCAUUGUUACAUUGUUAUCCCUCAAGUGACUUCUCUGAAAAAUCCUUGGUGUAAAAAAAGAUGAAAGAAAAAAAAGCAACCCUUGUCCAUUGUAACCCUGUACAAAAUAAGAAUGAUCAUGGGUCCUGGUUAUGAAGUAGGGCAUGCAUGUGACGUGUGUGAUGUAGUACUGAUAUCUUUGCAAAGAGGAGAAAAAGAGGAUAAGUUGUUGUGAUCUGGAGAUGCAAAGUGGGAAAAUUUGCCAUAAAAACAGUACUUUUCUAAACCAUGCUGGAGAUGUUCAGUUAUACAAUCCAUUAGACUUUUUUUCUUUUGUUACAAUAUGUUUCAGGGGUUUACUGUGGGACAGAUUAACUUUUUUUCUAUUUUUAUUUACAAAUUGACUUUGUUAACACUCAUUUUCCUUUGCUUUUGCUUUUAUUUCUUUGUCCUUUCCUCUUCUGGUGUCUGUUAAGGACUGACUCACUUUAACAAACAUAUUCUGAAUUCAAAGCUCUGCCAUUUGUAGCCAGAUUGACUUGAAAGAGACGUUUGUCCUUUACAAGUAGAAAAAUGAGAUGUUCUUCAUAAAAUGCAGGAUUUUCCUUUCAAUCUUGACACGAUUUAACUGCUUAAGUCAUUCGCUACACACACCUCACAAGAUAUGGAGCAACUGUGAGCAAAUCAAUCUACAGUAAUGUCUUAUGGAGGGCUGAAAUAUGAAUCAAUUUGCAGAAGACGAAUCCAACGUGGACAAGUGUAUAUUUCAUGUUGUCACAGUCAACUGUGUUAAACAAUAAAUAUGUUUACAUAUUUUAUUACAUCAUAGCUGUUGUACUUUGUAGCUCAUUAUUGUACAUAACAGUUGAUUUUGAGAUUUUCAUAUGCUCUCUAUACAAACCAAUCAUCUAGUUAAGUUUAUUGUAGCUCAUUAUGGACAACCUUAAAGUAAAAAUUGCCUUUUGAAAGAAACUGAGGGAGAAAGUCUAUAUGCAUAAAGUGUUAUGAACUAGUAUUGUUUGGUUAAGGGUGUUACUAAGUCAGAUAUGUGACAACUGUAAGACGUUGAUUGAUUGAAGUCGCCCUACACACUUGUAUCAAGGCUCCACAUUGCUGGUUAUUUUAUUACUGCUUCUUGUUUUUUUAUUAAGGUUACGAGAGCUCACAUAAUAAAAGUGGAUGAUGGAUUGAAUUCAUACUGCCUCCACAUUACAGCAGUUCUGAAUGAUUCCUUUUUAGCCUGUGUUUCAUUCUGUGUAUUUAUGAUUUCUUUAAAUCAUGUUUUGCUGUUGUCUUGCAAUCUUUAGGUUUGUCCAUUUCUGACCAUUCGUGCUGGCAAUUUUGCAUUUUUUGUACUCAUGUUUACUUAUUCUGUUUUGUUGUUGUCACAACACUCAGAUUUGUGUGCAGUCAUUUUUAGUUUGUGUUCCUUUUAUCAGUUCAUCAAUUAUUGUUUUCAGUCCUGAUUUUCAGCUAUGCCCAGCAAU